Messenger RNA from Thyridium curvatum, 2322 nucleotides. RefSeq lists its product as uncharacterized. The coding region runs from base 1 to 2322 and encodes 773 amino acids. The record is from RefSeq and is a predicted model, not a curated record. The transcript has 2 exons. Gene Ontology annotation, biological process: mitotic spindle midzone assembly; microtubule cytoskeleton organization. Gene Ontology annotation, cellular component: spindle; mitotic spindle midzone; cytoplasm. Lineage: Eukaryota; Fungi; Ascomycota; Sordariomycetes; Thyridiales; Thyridiaceae. Gene Ontology annotation, molecular function: microtubule binding.
AUGGAUACCAGUUACCUGUCUCAACAGGUGAACACCAUCAUUGGCCAAUUGCACGGCCUAUUCGACGAGAUUGGAGUCCCCAGCCAUGAGAGAGAAACCAGAGAAUCAGAGCUGUUCGAAGCUCUGUCCGAGGCCCUGCACAACCAGGUGCGCCUGGUGACGGCCGAGAAGAAGGACAUGGUCGACGAGGCCCAGAAGAUCAUCACCACCAUCCGGCAAAUGGAGGCAUCGCUUGAUGACUCCAAAGCCCGGCGCGACUAUCAUGGCGAAGACGAUGAACUAAAAGUCACAUACCCGCUGUCCAGGUGUCUGCAAGUACUCAAGGAGAAGCAUAUCCAGAUCAGCAGGCUUCACCGCGAGCGCUUCGAGCAAGUCAAGAGUGAGUGGCCUCCCUACCGAUCGCGUCUAUCUCUUCAGCGUCUGACAAACAAUAUUGCAGAGCUUGUACAAGCGCUCGAGUCGUAUUCGUCGCAUCUCGAGCCGACAUUUGUCAGGAUCGCUCUGCCACCCACGGGGCCCAACCAGUCAAUACCUCCCAACUUUGACCUGUCGCCCACCUAUGUCGAUAAGCUAGAUGAGGAGUUCACCCGGGUGUAUGAAGAGUACACUCGCAGAGUAGCCACUGUCAAAGCUUUGUCAGAACACAUCAUCCAGCUUUGGGCAGAGCUCGGCACCCCUCAAGCCCAGACUGACAGUGCGAUCGUCAAAUAUUAUAGAGAUGCACCAGAGCAACUUGGCUUGCAUGAGGAGGACCUUGCGCGCCUGCGGACCAAGCGCGACAAGUUGGCAGAUGAGAAGAAGUCCCGCGAGAAGCGGUUGAAGGACCUGAAGGCCGCAGUGGAGGCCCUCUGGGAGAAGUUGGGUGUCGAGGAGCACGAGCGUAAGGCGUUCUUGAACGGCAACCGUGGCUGUGGUAUCCGACAAAUCAACGAGUUCGAGGACGAGCUUGGUCGGCUCAACGAAUUGAAACGCCAAAAUCUCCAUCUUUUCGUCGAAGACGCACGCUUCAAGCUGCAGGAGCUAUGGGAUGCGCUCUAUCUGUCCGAGGACGAGAUGCUCGAGUUCACCCCUGCUUUCUCGGAUGUCUACAGUGACGCGUUGCUGGAGGCACAUGAGCGCGAGAUUGCCCGGCUCGAAGCUCUCAAAGAACAGCGAGCACCUACACUUGCGCUGGUGGAGAAGCACAGGACCCUGACCCACGACAGAGACGAGCUGGCCGCAUCUAGCCAGGACGCGUCACGUCUCAUGAUGAGAGGGCAGAAGGGAGAGAAGCGCGACCCCGGCAAGCUUCUCAGGGAGGAGAAGAUGCGUAAGCGAAUCUCCAAGGAGCUCCCCAAAGUCGCCGCCGAGCUUCGCAAGAUGCUCGAGAAAUGGGAGGACGAAUAUGGCCGACCUUUUUUGGUGCACGGCGAGAGAUAUCUUGACAUUAUUGAAAUGGAUGAGGCCAAGACCGCUCCCGGUCCGCGAGCCAAGACCCCGGCCAACGGCGCGCCUCCUUCGGCAGUGAAAUCGGCGUCCAAAUCGGCGGCGCUGAGCCGGGCUAAUAGUGUUGGCAAAGCCGCGCACGGCUCUCGCCCAGCAUCCAAAGCUGGUGCUACCACUGCGAACAACACCAUCAAGCGUGCUCCAGCACCAGGCCAUGGCGGCAACAACAACCUGAAGGGCAGCCCUUCACGGAUCCCGGCCAGGGCGCCGCUCGCGAGCCUGAAGAACGGCAACAACUCCCCUGAGCGGCCCAGGGCGGAGUCCCGGGUCGAUGGCGGAACGAUGCGCCAUGCGCCGGCACUGAUGCGAGCUCCUCCACCCAAGAUGCGGGAACUCGUGCCUGUACCUCAGCUUGAGACACCGGCGAACCCUUAUCGAGGCACCAAUCUCGGCUCGAGUAUUGUAAGACAGGUUGAGCCCGAAGAUGUCUACGACGAUCGACACCUGUCACAACAACGGUUUAGCAGACCGAUGUCGCGACAUGAUUCUCAGGCGUCGUUGCGGACCAAUGACCGCUUUGUCCACUCGAACUAUUCGCAGGCUCCCCCAGUAAGACAAAUAUCGAAUACGUCCACCAUGGUCUCGGGAUCAGAGAACUGGGAGACGUACGACGACAACUCAGAACCGGAGGCGGAUGCAUCAGAUACAUACUACGCCAAGAUUAGGGCAGCGAGGAGCAAGCGCAUGACCCCAGAGACCGGCUACGCGCCGCCUCACGCGGGCCAGGCGAAACGCCUACGAGGUCUACCACCAACGCAUGCAGGUCAUGUUAUGAUAGACGGCGAGGGCAACCGAAUCAUAUCGGGGAGCGAGUGGACGGAUGAGGACGCCUUCUAA